ACCAUGUGAAAACUGCAUUGUGGAUUCGAUUUGAAUUUUUUGAAUUAUUAUAUUCUACAUAUUGUGAUGUAGAUUAUUAUAAUAUCAAACAAAAUAUCCAAGUACAUUGCAAAAUCAUCAUAACCUGACCAAUAGACAAUAGCUACUUAACUUCCAGUGAAACAAGCUCAAAUGGCUCCAACUAAAAAUAGACUUCCUCCUACUGGGAAGAGAAAAACUUCUACAAGGAAUUUCUGGAUGGCAGAGUACAAAAAAUAUUUGAGUAAAGAUUUGAUUCAAAACUUGAUAUUUAAUCCUCAUUAUGUAGCUCCAAUAUGUUAUAUUUUAUUCAUAAUGGAGGCAUUCCUCAAUGUGUUCAUAAUUGAAAGAGUUAAAUACACUGAAAUUGAUUGGAUUGCCUACAUGCAAGAAGUUGAGGGAUUUCUUAAUGGAACACUGGACUAUCAAGAACUAGAAGGUGAUACUGGACCGUUGGUUUAUCCAGCUGGAUUCGUUUAUAUCUAUAGUUUAUUUUAUUACAUGACAUCACAUGGAAAAAACAUCCACUUAGCCCAAUAUAUCUUUUUGGUUCUCUAUCUGGCCCAGACAUUUCUUGUACAAAGGAUUUUCAGAAAAACAUUGAAAGUUCCUCCAUAUGCCUUAGUACUAGCUACUCUAACUUCAUACAGGAUACAUUCAAUUUUCGUGUUACGCCUUUUCAAUGAUCCGAUAGCAGUUUUAUUAUUUUAUAUCAGUUUGAACUUGUUGAUAUCCGACAAAUGGAUAUUGGGUAGCAUAUUUUAUUCAUUGGCUGUAUCGGUUAAAAUGAAUAUUUUACUUUAUGCUCCUUGUCUACUUAUAGCUUAUUUAACGAAUCUGAGUUAUACUGGAACAUUUUUGAAUUUAUGUAUUUGUGGUAUCAUACAAGUGGUAUUAGGUCUUCCAUUUAUGUAUCAUAAUUUAUUUUCAUAUAUUAAGGGAAGUUUCGAUUUGGGCAGAGUUUUUGAACAUAAAUGGACAGUAAACUAUAGAUUCCUACAUAGAGAUGUUUUUGAAAACAGAAUUUUUCAUCUGUCUUUGCUAGCGUUACACAUAGGCAUAUUACUUUUAUUUGUUCCCUACUUCAAGAAAUACUUGAGCAGCUAUGCCAAGUUGAAUGAAGUAACUAUGCAAUUGAAAUUACAAAUUGAGGCUGAAAAUCAGAAGAAAAAGGCAGAAUCUGAAAAAUUAUCAAAAAGCCAGAAGCAGUUUCUAUAUUCGUUUGAGAAACAGUUGAAAAAUAGUAGUAUAGAACCGACAGCUCAAGUUCACAAUGAUAAUAAAUCUAAGAUAGAAGAUAAUAUGUCAAAAAUUGUGCAGUUGUUUGUACUGCCUUUUUUUGUAACAAAUUUAAUAGGCAUAGCUUGUGCAAGAUCUCUUCAUUACCAGUUUUACAGUUGGUAUUUCCAUAGUUUACUGUAUUUAGUAUUUUGUACAGGAUACUCUAAGCCCUUUUCAUUUUUACUAUUAGGUUUAAUAGAAUAUUGUUGGAAUGUAUACCCUAGUACACAUUUUUCCAGUAUUUUAUUACAUGUGUGCCAUUUUACCUUAUUAUUUGGACUGUAUAGAAUUAUGAGCAGGUGAUGUAGUUGUUUUAAAAUAAAAUUUUCAAAAGU
Molecule: messenger RNA, 1634 nt
Organism: Phaedon cochleariae (mustard beetle)
Lineage: Eukaryota; Metazoa; Arthropoda; Insecta; Coleoptera; Chrysomelidae
Source: the annotation of a GenBank genome assembly